ACAAAUACUCCAAACAAGCUUUUGCAAAAUGGUUCUGGGAGCAAACUGACCAGUUGUCAGUCCAUUAUUACACUGUCCAAAUAUAGUCUGCUAUUAAUAGUCUAACCUCACAGGCCUUCAUGUUUUCUGUCCUGAAUCUCUGCAGAGAGGCUGAGAGGAGAACGUGUGCUCGACUUGAGUGUUUAUAGAACUCCGGCCUUUUGCAGGAUGGAUGACUUCCAGCAAUUUGAGCAGGACUUCUACCAAACGGGAUAUUACAUAGAUGACCAGGGUCGUGCUGUGGCUUACUACGACUCUGAGUAAGUGCAUCAGUUGGCGAUCUGAAUGGUUAUUGGAGCUAAUCUAACCCAGAGUCACAGAAGAACCAAGAUAUUCAGAGCAGUGCACAAAAUGCAAACAAUGUGGACCCUUACAUGGAACAGCAGUACCCUGGAGAGAUCUACCAGCCAACCAUGCAUUCCACUGGAACCGAGUAUCUAGAGGAGGAACCUCCACUUCUUGUUGAACUGGGAAUUGAUUUUGAUCAUAUGUGGCAGAAGACCCUCACAGUUCUGAACCCUUUGAAGCCUGCAGAUGGCAGCAUUAUGAAUGAGACAGAUCUGACAGGUCCUAUCCUCUUCUCCAUCGCUCUGGGUGUCACUUUAAUGAUGGCAGGUAAAGUUCAUUUUGGUUAUGUAUAUGGGAUCAGUGUCAUUGCCUGCAUUGGUAUGUACACUCUGCUGAGUCUGAUGAGCCCCUUGGGAGUAUCUUAUGGCUGUGUGGCUAGUGUCCUGGGCUACUGCCUCCUACCCAUCGUGGCCCUCUCUGCGUUUGCUGUUUUCUACUCCUUGCAAGGCAUCGUGGGAACAGUCCUGGCUCUGAUGGCCAUUUGUUGGUGCAGCUUCUCAGCCUCCAAGAUCUUUAUCUCCACCCUGGCAAUGCAGGAGCAGCAGCUGCUGGUGUUCUACCCUUGUGCUCUGUUGUAUGGACUUUUCACACUGCUCACUGUCUUUUAACAAACAGUUGAUCAAAUCCAACUUCCAGUUUCCAUGUAAAGGCCUACUGUCUGUGAUUCCUGCAUUUUGUGAAUGCCUUUGGAAGUGUGAAUGCUGUUAGAUAUUUGCCCUCAAAAAACAGGAGUAAAUGAGUGUGAAGAUUUAUGUUUUGUUUUUUUGCUCCAAAUCAAAAUACUCAGUAAUUU
Molecule: messenger RNA, 1180 nt
Organism: Xiphophorus couchianus (Monterrey platyfish)
Lineage: Eukaryota; Metazoa; Chordata; Actinopteri; Cyprinodontiformes; Poeciliidae
Product: protein YIPF7-like
Exons: 6
Coding region: 414-995 (193 amino acids)
Biological process (GO): endoplasmic reticulum to Golgi vesicle-mediated transport; vesicle fusion with Golgi apparatus
Cellular component (GO): trans-Golgi network
Source: RefSeq, a predicted model, not a curated record